AUGCAACCAGCGAGACCCCAGCCAAGGGCUCCGGGGAGCUUCUCUCCCCUGCCCCAGAGCAAUGCCUCCUCCACAGACCUGUCACGACCUCGAGUAAGAAGAGUCGAGUCCUCUUCCAGCGACGACUCUGCUCCAUUGACCGUCGCAAAGGCCAGAGUCCAGAAUCCCUCGGCCUCGGGCACGCCCAUCUUCGCCAGCUUCACCUCCCACACCAACUCGAGCACCAACAGCCUCCACAACUUCUCCCGUCCGACGCCCGUCAUCUCCGUCAACACCGCAGCCGCUCUCGCUGCCCGCUCCGUCGCCGCGAGCCAUGACCUGCCCCGAAACACCUCGCCCCUGACCCUCCCGCCCUCGAGCGCCACCGGCAACGGCAACGGCAGAGGUCACUCUCGCAAACACUCGCAGACGGCCGGCCUGUUCGACUCGACCCUGCCGUCUACAUCCACGUCAAACCUCUCGCAGAUCGGCAUGGCCCAGCCAUCUCCGGUCCACCAGCAGCCCCGCGAGCUGUCCGCCAGUCAGAUUGCCGCCCAGGCAGCGGUCAUGCACCACCAGACCCAGCAACAGCAGCAACAGCAACAACUACAUCAGCAACAGUACCAGCAACAUCUUAGGCAGAGGUCGCAGACUGUUCCGGGACCGGGAGAGUCUUAUGAGCCGUCCCCGGCGCAACACAAGCGAGGCAGUGGUGGGCCUCUCAGUCCCCCUCUUUUGAGCCUCACAGAGGCCAGCGCACCCAGAGAGACCGGGUUUGGGGUUCAGGGAUAUCACAAUGGCCUACUUGGGAGCCAUACCGCUGCGGCAGCAGCAGCAGCCAACGUCGUCUAUGCUCGCUCCGGGCAGACAUCGCCGGCUCUCCCAGCACAGCAAGCGCCUCCUCCACCACCACCUCCGCCUCCGAUGCCCGAGAAGAAGGCGGAAAAAUCAUCCAAGGUCAAGCUGUUCUCUAGACCUGGCAAAAUCAGUGUCAAGGGGGAAGCCAAGGACAAGCCUUUACCAAGCCCAAGCAAGAUUGGAACGGCGCUUUCUGCAUUACAGAGGGCCAAUUUCAGUACUACCAGCUUAGACUCUUCGUCUCAGUCAUUCUAUAGUCUGGCGAACUCGUCAUCUGCUACAAUAAGGCCGAUUGAUACGCCUACCGAGAAGGAAGGUAAAGAGAAGAAACAUCAUUUCCUAUCGAGGCAAAAACACAAGCUCAAAGAUAAGGAUGACUACCAUCUCCCGUUGUCAUCGGCCUCCAGCAAUUCUCGGCCCACGGACCCCAAUGCGCCCAGCAGCCUAUAUAACUUUAACCUGCCUCCCAGUCCAGGGCCCAAUACGACUACCUUCAAGAGUAUGAGCGGUCUAGAUCUGCGUCAUGGAGGUCGGGCUUUGCGUGAGAAGAAGAAGGAAGACAAGGGAGAUAUCAACGAAUCCUCCCUAACUCUACAAUCUGAGUGGCCAGGACCUAGCAGUGUGGGAUCCUUACCCAACCAGUCGACUGUGCACCUUGAGCCCGUGGACUCGACCAAGUAUGGUCUCAAUAGCCUGAGUUUGGACGAUGCUUGGCCAUAUUUGAGGGCGAAGCUUCUUGUCAUUUUCGAGGGCGAAGACCUGAGACUUCCGGUGGAAGAUUUCAACCGCGUGGUGACGAUGCAUAUACAAUACUGUAUUCAACGGAGAUCACCCAACAUCAUCGUUGAGGACGUGCGAGAUCUCCUUAAUACAGGCUUCGCCAGCUUGGACCAUACCCUGCGCAAGACUCCGGAAGACCGCAUGAUCCCUGCUCUGGUUGAGCUGUGGCUGUUCAUGUUUACAUCUAUCCUGCCGUACAUGCAGGCUGUCUUCCUUCCACUCGAUCUCGAAUUUGCGGGAACAGGCACACUUCUGACGCCUGACCAAGCAAAAGACUUCUGGGGUGGAGUGGUUGCCACCAGUGCACCAACAGAAACAGUUGCGUCGGCAGGGUCAGCAGGCGGCAUCAGCGUCAGUCCUGCUGCUGCCGUGCUUGAUGUACGGAGGCUUGUGUUGACGGCCUACCGAGACACUGUCGUCCUCCCGCGAUAUGACACCUUGAAAGUCAUCUUCUCUCGCCUUUCACUGGAGUUCCUCCCUCAGUCUUUUGCCAGCAUGGCCCUGGCCAGUCCCCUUCCAGAAAACCAGCUGUCCACCUCACCAUCGGCCGAGUCUACCUUUUCCCUUCAGCAACGCCCAGGCACAGCCAUGUCUCUCGACCCGUCUGUCGCAAGCUACAACUCCAGCAGCACGACUCUGUUUGGCGACGGCUCAGGGGGUAGCCGCAGCCGCGCCAUCAGCAACGUGUCGUUUGCUAGCAGCAGCGACCACACGAACGGCGGCUCGCUGCGCCCAUUCACGCCGUCCAGCCUGCAGGCGCUCGGCGCCGGCAUCCCGGCCCUGGCCCUGGCAACCGGCACCGGCUCCAGCGGGCUGAGCGCCGCCGCGGGCAGCCUUCGGGAGCAGAACGUCGAGGACUCGAAGCAGGUCACGGAGAUGGUCGGCCGCAUGCUGCAGUGCAUGAGCGUGCUGGCGAGCGUGGGGGUCACGGGCGACAAGACGGACGAGGGCAACAAGAAGAUCGAGGAGCUGAGCCGGCUGCUGAAGCUGAACUGGCUGGGCCGUGGGCGGACGGGGAGGAACAGACGGGGGAUCGUGGGCGGGCGGGUCAGGAGGGGAGACCAGCAGCCGGUGAGGGAGGAGGUGAGCGUGGUCUAG
This is a messenger RNA of Phaeoacremonium minimum UCRPA7, 2715 nucleotides long. Its product is annotated as putative -domain-containing protein. Gene Ontology annotation, cellular component: TORC2 complex. The coding region runs from base 1 to 2715 and encodes 904 amino acids. The record is from RefSeq and is a predicted model, not a curated record. The transcript has a single exon. NCBI's taxonomy places the organism in Eukaryota, Fungi, Ascomycota, Sordariomycetes, Togniniales, Togniniaceae. Gene Ontology annotation, biological process: TORC2 signaling.